Pyrgilauda ruficollis (rufous-necked snowfinch) is the source of this 983-nucleotide messenger RNA. RefSeq names its product N-acetyltransferase 8 like (gene ASPNAT). Gene Ontology annotation, cellular component: mitochondrial membrane. Gene Ontology annotation, molecular function: L-aspartate N-acetyltransferase activity. The record is from RefSeq and is a predicted model, not a curated record. The coding region runs from base 23 to 889 and encodes 288 amino acids. The transcript is spliced from 3 exons. Lineage: Eukaryota; Metazoa; Chordata; Aves; Passeriformes; Passeridae.
CCCCUCCCCGCGGCCGGUUUGCAUGCAUUGUCUGUCUCCCAAGAUGGUUUGUGAGACCAAGAUUGUGGCGGAAGAUCAUGAAUCAAUCCCGGGAUCUAAAAAAGACACGAUCAUUGUUUCGUCCUCCCAGAUGUGGCCCUCUUUGGCGGGCUCCCCUCCCUCACCCCCACCUCCCCUCACCCCACCAAAAGAAGACCCCAGGCGCGACAAUGUAUAUAUCCGCGAAUUCCACCCCUCUGAACAGGAGGUGGUGCGCCGCAUCUUUUACGAGGGGAUCAUGGAGCGAAUCCCCAACACGGCGUUCAGGGGGCUGAAGCAGCAGCCCCUCACUCAGCUGCUCUACGGGCUGCUGGCGGUAAUGUGCUUUGUUGUGACCAAGUCCUUCCUGCUGACCUGCUGUUUGCCCAUCUUUCUGAUGGGCAUGAGGUACUACUUCAGUAGAAAAGUUAUCCUGCACUAUCUCGAUUGUGCGCUGCACACGGACAUGUCCGAUAUUGAGCAAUAUUACAUGAAACCGCCAGGCUCCUGCUUCUGGGUUGCUGUCCUGGACGGCAACGUGGUGGGGAUCGUGGCAGCGCGGGGCAACGAGGAAGACAACACUGUGGAGCUUCGCCGCAUGUCCGUCGAUUCCAACUACCGCGGCAAAGGGAUCGCCAAGGCCCUGGGCCGCAAAGUGCUGGAGUUCGCCAUGCUCAACAAUUACUCCUCUGUCGUGCUGGGAACCACGGCCGUGAAGAUGGCAGCCCACAAGCUCUAUGAGUCCUUGGGCUUCAAGCACGUGGGUGUUGUCGAACACUAUGCCCUGCCAGGGAUGACACGCUCCUUACUGGAGAGAAUGUUUUUCCAGGUCCGCUACCACCGCUACCGCCUGCAGCUGCGGGAAGAAUAAAAAAAACCCCACCAACCAAAACAAAAAAAAAAAAAGUAUUUUUCCCUCCUUCCUCCCCCUUCAAAAAUAAUAAAUUAUCCUUCUAUUUCUCAUC